AUGUUUGCAUCCUCUGGUUGUUCAUCGUUCUCCGUUGUUCGCGCGUCUGCCGCCUCGAGUCGUCGUCGUCGCUCUUCUUCGUCCUCUUCUUCGUCCUCUUCUUCCUCCUCCUCCUCCUUGACUUUUUAUUAUGCAAAUAAUCGAAACCAAUCGAAGAAGACGACGGCAACAAAUUUUCUUCUUCUUCGCGAUACGAAAAGAAGCUUGAUCGUAUCUAAAGCCAUCGAAGUGGAAGAUGAAGACGACAACGACGCAGAAGUAGUAGAAGAAGAGGAGGAGAAAUCGGACGAUGACUCGUCUGCGUUGAAGGAGUCCCAGUUUACUUCCUAUUUCGCGCAGUUGAUGGAAAACUCGGAUAACGACGUGGACGUGUUGGCCAAGUUCCAAACAGAAGUCAUGGCUUUGGAAAAGUCCGUGAAGGAUAUGGAAGCGCAAGUCCAAGGCGAGCAAGACCAGAAAGCGGCGAUUCAAGAUCAAUACUUGCGAUCCGUGGCGGACUUCCAAAACUUCCAAAAGAGAACGGCGAAGGAAAAAGCAGACUUGGCGCCGGCGGUGAAAUCGAAGAUGGUCGAAGCUAUGUUGCCAGUGUUAGAUAACUUUGACUUGACGGCGAAGAACGUCAAGGGCGAAAACGAAGGAGAAGAAAAGAUAAUCAAAGGAUAUCAGCUGCUUCACAAGCAAUUGCUCGAAACGUUAGAAGCUGAGGGAUUGAAAGUUGUUCCAGGCGAAGGCGAACCGUUCGACCCGAACGUACACGAGGCUAUUAUGAGAGAAGAAUCGGAGGAUGUAGCGGAAGACCACAUCAUGGAAGAGUUCAGAAAAGGGUAUUUAGUGGGCGAAAAGUUAGUGCGCGCCUCCAUGGUCAAGGUCAGCAGCGGUAAACCGUAA
Molecule: messenger RNA, 888 nt
Organism: Bathycoccus prasinos
Lineage: Eukaryota; Viridiplantae; Chlorophyta; Mamiellophyceae; Mamiellales; Bathycoccaceae
Product: GrpE protein
Exons: 1
Coding region: 1-888 (295 amino acids)
Biological process (GO): protein folding
Molecular function (GO): adenyl-nucleotide exchange factor activity; protein homodimerization activity; protein-folding chaperone binding
Source: RefSeq, a predicted model, not a curated record